Molecule: messenger RNA, 2097 nt
Organism: Westerdykella ornata
Lineage: Eukaryota; Fungi; Ascomycota; Dothideomycetes; Pleosporales; Sporormiaceae
Exons: 2
Coding region: 1-2097 (698 amino acids)
Biological process (GO): DNA-templated transcription initiation; transcription preinitiation complex assembly; transcription by RNA polymerase III
Cellular component (GO): transcription factor TFIIIB complex; transcription preinitiation complex; nucleus
Molecular function (GO): RNA polymerase III type 3 promoter sequence-specific DNA binding; TBP-class protein binding; RNA polymerase III general transcription initiation factor activity
Source: RefSeq, a predicted model, not a curated record
AUGUCAGCCCUCGUAGCAGGCCCUCGCCGCCGGCGCGAGCGUCUCGAAGGCUUGAACACGCCAGUUACAGCGAGUACUCGUCGGCCUACUCCCCGCAACUCCCCUCCACGCGGUGAAAAAAGUACUCAAGAUGCCACCCACACCUGCUGCGACGCGCCAGAUAUUCAGAGCCUCGAUGGUGGAGGUCAGGAAUGUGCAAACUGCGGUGCACAAUUCAACCUCGAGAGUGAACUUCGCGCCGAGAUCACCUUCGGAGAGACAUCUACAGGUGCUGCCGUCGUCCAAGGUGGCUUUGUCGGAGAGAACCAGCGCUAUGCAAACACCAUGGGCGGGACCGUGCGCGGCCUACCUGGCCUCGAAAACCGAGAAAAGACAUUGCGCAAAGGCGAACAAGAGAUCAUCGGCCUCGUGGCGGCUCUGAACUUGCGCGAGGUCGUCAAAGACAUGGCAUACAGCCUCUACAAGCUUGCAUCGAUCAACAACUUUGUCCAGGGCCGCCGAAUUCGCAACGUCGCUGCCUGUUGCAUCUACCUUGCCGACCGCAAACAGAGAGAGUCAACCCUGCUUUUGAUGGAUUUGGCGGAGAGGAUCCGUGUCAAUGUUUGGGUACUUGGAGACACGUACAAGCAGUUUCUGGCAACCAUCAUGGACACCGACCCGGCCAGCGUGCAGGGUAUCGAUAAGGUGCCGCAGCUUGAACCGCUCGUUCUGAAGUUCUGCCGGAGACUAGAAUUUGAGAGCGACUCCUACAGGGUCGCCGAGGACGCUUGCAAGUUGCUGAAGCGCAUGCACAGAGACUGGAUGGUAGAGGGACGGCAGCCCGCAGGGCUCAUCGGGGCCGCCAUCAUCAUUGCGGCGCGCAUGAACGGCUUCCGUCGGACAGUGCGAGAGGUUGUCUACUGUGUCAAGGUGGCCGAUUCGACAAUCAAUCAGCGCUUGACCGAAUUCAAGCGUACCAAAAGCUCCAACCUGACUGUUGCGCAAUGGCGAGAGUACGGCCUCCGUUUGAAGGACAACAUGCUUCCCCCUGCUAUAUAUAAGCGUCAGGAGAAGGAGGAGAGUAAAAGAAAACGAGCAGCUGCUCUUGCGGGCCAGCCUGAUGAUGAAGAUGUUACAGCUGAUGCAGAGGUCGUCCCGAGAGCCGCAGCGCCCGCCAAGACGGCCAGCAAGAAGCGAAAAACAUCCAACGAUAAUACUCAGCCAACGUCUUCGGGUCCGCCUUCAGGUCCGGCGACUGGAGAUGCUGAUGGCUUCCUGAUCCCAGAUAUCCAGGAUGGGGAGGAGUUGACUCUCCCAAAGAGGCGAGGACGCCCAUCUAAGAAGCUUGCACCCAUUGUGAUCGCCCCGGAAGAUCUUGAAAUCGAAGCCGAUAUUGAGAGAGAAGUCAGGGAGAACAUACGUGCAUGGGAAGACAUCUUUUCGGAAUUCAGCACCAACGACAACCACCCUGUGCUUCGGGCCGCGGGAGACAAGGCACAAUUGCUUGUCAAAGAGCAUAUGCCGAACGGGAACAUCCGACUCACCGAGGAGGUUGGCGAAGAUGAAUUCGAGGACGACGAGGAUGUCCGGAAUUGCCUGAAUACGCCGCAGGAGGUGCUCCUGAAGGAGAAGAUCUGGACGACACAGAAUGAAGAUUGGCUCCGUGCUCAGCAAGCGAAGCUGCUGGCCAAGGCACUCGAGGAGGCCAGCGGCAAGACGAAAAAGCCGAAACGCAAGUACAAGCGCUCGGUCCUGGGUGACGGAAGUGUGCUUGGCGGUAAACCCGCAGCUAGUUCUGCCGAGGCGGUGGAGAAGAUGAUGCAGAAGCGUGCGAAGUUCAGUUCCCAUAUCGACUACGCAAAACUGCAGGAGUUUAUUGGACCGGGUGAGCAGACAGGGGAGGAGAGCAGCCCGUCGGCUGGUACUCCCGCUGAAGCCGCGGCGACGCCUCAAGCAGCUCAGCAGAAGGAAGUGGUGGAGAUCCAGGAUAAAGGCGAUGAGGAAGUUGAGGAAGAGUAUGAAGAGGAGGAAGAGUACGAGGAGGAACCGUUGGAAGACACGGGAAUGUACAUCUCAGAUGAAGACGUUGGGUUCGAGGAUAUCCCGGAUGACUUCUAA